AUGCAAAAGAAGGAAAAGGAGAACAAAAAGCAGAAGGAGAAAGAGGAUAAACGGGAAGCUGAAGAAAUGAGGGAUGCUGCCUUGCUUAGCUUGAGACGUAAGUUUAUUCGAAUAUUUUUGGUUGACACAGUGGGCAAGUUUGAAUCACUAAGCAAAAAUAUAAAAAGUAUGACACUUUACAAUAUAUAUACACACGAAAAACUCCAGACUAUCUGUUAAUGAGAUAGAUGCAUAAGCUUUAAUGUUCCACCAGUUUUGAAAGCCUGGGAUUUCCAGAAAGCCACUGUUAAGGAAACUGUAAAAACAUGCGAUCGAAAGGAGUGCCUGUCAGCAAAACUUUGAUGACAAACAUCGUAAUCACAAAUUAUGCAUUUUUUAAUUUAGCUCUUACACACCCUUUUAUCAUUUUAUGUCAAAAUUUCUUUUUUUCACUCCAUUAGCCAUAAAACAGUAAAAAUUCUCUCUAGUUGGAUGUAAUAAUCAAGGUUGUUGUUGGUUGUAAGGAUGUUGGGAAUAAUCUUGUACUGAAACAUUGCUAGAUCCUAGCCUGCGUAGCAGGCGUCGAAAGGGGUAGGGGGUAGGGGAUAGGGAGGAAGGGAAAAAGUGGAGGGGGAUUGGGGAGAGGGAGAGGGGACGCCUGCUCUAAGAACCCCCUUUUGUUCAUAUCUGCGGACGCUGGCGUCCGCAAAUUCCUGAUUGGCUGAGCCGUAAUGAGUAACAUAUUGAAAUGCGCGUUUCACAAAUCAACAAACAGUCGAGAUGGCAGCGAUAGACGUGGAUGUCGUAGAGAGUGCUUUGAGAGAUGUGAGUUUAUCUAGUGGUAGAGAAACUGUUUUUAAACCAGAGCAAGAAUCAGCAGUAAGGACUCUUUUAGCCAACAGAGAUGAUCUGGCGGUUUUGCGGACCGGAUACGGCAAGAGUUUAAUUUACCAAAUGUUUGUACGCGGGAAGAACUACGAGCUAAAUGGUAAUGCGGCGAUUCUCGUCAUUUCGCAACUGAAAAGUAUUAUCGAAGACCAGUUGCAGGAGAUGGCAUUGUUGGGCUACCCAGCGAAAGAUUUAGCCAAUUUAUCGAACGAUGACAUUCGCCGAUGUAACUUAGCAAUAAAAGAGGGUGGUUUUACCUCAUGCCAAAAUGCUGCUUAUUCCAAUAAAGUUGUUUUUAUCUGCUGGGUAGAUUAUGCUCUGGAAGGUUCUGCAUUUAUACUGAGCAAAUGUUAUUUUAGCCGCAUGUUUCACACUGAGAGGUCAUGACAUACAUAUCGAUUGACUGUAGUUAUUGUUUUCUGGUCGGCAGGAUUUGCCCUCUGAUGCAAGCGCAAUUCCUUUGACCUCUUUUGAAGCGUAAAGCUUUUUUUAUUACGGCUGAAUAAGGGUUCCAAUUUUCUCCGAAGUGCCUUCUGGAUCUGAAUAACUAAGCGAAUUUCUUUAGUCCGUGAGUGUAAUGUUUUUCUGCAAUGGCGAGUGUAGCGACACUUGAUUGACAGUAAGCGUAAUCGGAUUACUAGAAAAACUGGUAGGCGUUAUGCAAAAACAUAGGCUCUUAGAGCAGGCGCUCCCUUCCCUUUUCCCUUUCUCCCUCCCCCCUCCCCCUCCCCUUUUUGCGCCUGCCACGCAGGCUAGCUAGAUCCCGAUUAUGCGCACGCGCGAGCGUCAUCUGUUUUUUCUUCAAAAGACAAUAGAACUGUCAAAUUGACUAGAUAAGAUUUCCUUCCGGACCGCACCGCCGACAGAGAUUUGUUGUUUAUCUUCUCAAGUAAUAUUUUAGACUUUCGAAGAAGUCUUUCGUCUAAUAUAAAAAUUUGGCUCGCGGUUCGAAGACUCAUCGCGUUUUUAUCGCUAGCUGGGCCGCCUCGCGACCCGAAACUCUCGUUCCGCUCGCUUUAAAAACAUAUUUUCUAAUUUCAAACUCGUGUCAGAGGUCAAUCGCUCCAAGUCCAGUAAUAUCUGCCUGAUUUGCUCGCGUUCUAGCCUNUUUUUUUUUGUCUUAAGCUAAUUAAUUAAAUUAAACUUAUUAUUUAAAAAUUACAUUAAAGCGAAAACAUGAAACCGGCUCUGAUUACGAAACAACUACUUUUCUAUUACAGGCAUUCUAGAACAGUCACUUUUCCAUGUUCAAAUUCCUGAACAGAAAAAGGAAGUGAAAAAGUAUUCAGGUUCUCUUUUUGUGCUCACGAGGGCUGAGCCAAGGAGAAUGGGCCAGUGGUGGGAAGGAUGUUUGCUAGACAUUUGAUUCUGUAAAAAUUUGCAUGCCAUUCCACUUAAACUGACUGCCUGAAAUCUUGAUGACUACAUAUUUGCAUUUCUACUUUAUAAUUUGCCUUUUUGGACAAGCAGUUGCUCUAGGUAUUAUUUUGGUUCGCUGCAUGCCACAAUUUGAUUUCAGGUUGCCCAUAUGUUAUAUAUAUUCAUGAGUCAUGCCUUUGCCAACACAUUAAGAAUGUAAUUCCAAAAUAUAGCAACAGUACUGUUCCUCAAAGGUGGUUGUUUCAAGGACUAGCAAGCACCGUAAUAAUUUUAGUUGUUAAGUUCAAUUAGACAACUAAUCCUCUCUCCAGCAUCAAAAGCAAAACCAGUCAAAGAGAAGAAGAGGGCAUCAAAGCUGUCGGCCAUAGAGAUGCUGGGAACGAAAAAUGUUAGGAAGGCUAAUUUAAAGGAGCUUGAGUCAGAACAAAGAAAAAAAGAGUUCGAGUUCCAAAAACAGAAAUAUGAAGAAACAGCAGCAAAGAGACAGGAGAAACUUGAACUAGAGUUGAAAGAGAGAAAGACAUUUCUUGCUCUGUUAAAGAACAGGCUUUCGAAUUGGCACUGA
Messenger RNA from Porites evermanni, 2812 nucleotides. The record is from the annotation of a GenBank genome assembly. Lineage: Eukaryota; Metazoa; Cnidaria; Anthozoa; Scleractinia; Poritidae.